AGAGAAUGCGGAAGUGAGGUAGUAUCGGUCUGGGUGGAAGGAAACGCUUGUUGUGAGUGCUGGCUACCCGUUAAUGCAAAGAGAAAUAUUUUUCAGAGAUGGGUGACAUGCUUCCAGCUUGAGAGCAAACCAACAGGCAGGCCAGAGAGAAAGGAUGCCACAUAAGAGGGGAGCUAGUGACUCUACGACACAGACAGCUCCUGUAACCCAUGACACGACUGAUCGCUGGAUGUUUCGGAGAAGACAGAAAGCAUAUAUUUUAUCCUCUUCACAGUCCAAUCAUUUCACUAGAGAAAGACAGCAUAAUUAACAAUUUGCCAUUUCAAGGAACUUUAAAAGCUGAAGAAAUACUCUCUCUCUGUCCAAAAUGAACGUUAUAUCCACCUUGAUAGUAUUUGACAACCUCCAUGAGGUUAGGAGGCUUUGUCACUGGGGUCCGAUCAUUGCACUUACUGUCAUUGCUGUGUGCUCGUCCAUGGCCAUACUCGACUCUGUUAUCUGGUAUUGGCCCUUGGACACUACGAGUGGCAGCAUUAACUUCAUUAUGCUCAUCAACUGGACUGUCCUCAUUCUCUACAACUAUUUCAAUGCCAUGUUUGUGGGUCCUGGAUAUAUUCCUUUAGGAUGGAAACCGGAAAAUCAGCAAGACACUAUGUACUUACAGUUCUGUAGAGUGUGUGAAGGUUAUAAAGCCCCAAGAUCUCACCACUGCAGAAAGUGUAACAGGUGUGUGAUGAAGAUGGAUCAUCAUUGUCCCUGGAUCAACAACUGCUGUGGACAUCUGAAUCAUGCCUACUUUACCACUUUCCUCCUCCUCGCCCCGCUGGGUUGCAUUCACGCAGCUCUGAUUUUCAUCAUGACAAUGUACUCUCAGUUAAAUGACCGGAUCUCUUUCGGUUGGAGCUCAGUGAAGAUAGACAUGAGUGCUGCGCGACGUGUCCACCAUCCCAUAAUGCUAUUCAGCAUAUCAGCGUUUGCAGCCAAUCUGUUUGCUCUAGGAUUGGCAUUGGGCACUACCAUUGCUGUCGGCAUGCUGUUUUUUAUUCAGAUGAAAGUGAUUCUGCGAAACACAACCUCAAUUGAAGUAUGGAUUGAGGAGAAAGCCAAAGACAGAAUCCAAUAUUACCAAACAGGAGAGGAGUUUAUCUUCCCGUAUGACCUGGGCAGUCGCUGGGAAAACUUUAAGCAGGUGUUCACCUGGUCUGGCACCCCAGAAGGAGAUGGCAUCGAAUGGCCCAUAAAUGACAAAUGUCACCAGCAUACGCUAACUAUUGAGCAACUGAAGCAGAAAGCGGACAAGCGUGUGAGAAGUGUGCAGUACAGGGUUGUGGAGGACUACAACGGAGCAUGGUGUCCACUAGGAAAGGGAGUAAACACGUUCUUCCGGUCACCCUGCACUGAAGAACCCAGGAUCAAACUCACUAAAGGGGAAACCAUCUUUGCCACAAGAGGAACCAAGUGGUGGAUGUACGGGGACAAAGUUUUGGAUGAGGAACAGGCCAAAGCUGGACUCCGUGUUAGAGGGUGGUUUCCACGCCGCUGUGUGGAAAAGUGCCACUAUGACUCAGCGAAUAACACACCAGCAUGCGAAGAAAAGAAAGACAAAUAAGACAAGUGGGGUGUGUUUUACUGUUUGACUUGUACACUGAGCAAAAAAAAAAAAUUCCUCAAGGGUUCCAUGGACAGUUAAUGUGAUGGAUUUAGCUUUGUAAACGGGUUCUACAUAGAACGGGAAUCCAUCUGUUGUAGAGGUCUACAUGGAUUAUUUUUAUGGUUCCGUUAAAAAUUAAAGACUCUGUACCAUGCUGUAUUUCUGCUCCUGACCGAUCCAGAGAUGUCUGAUUUCUUAAUCAUUUCAAUGGCAGAUCAACUGCUGUAUUGUCCAAACCAGCAGAUUCUGCUUCUUCAUACGAACUUCUGUACCUUUUUAACAUUUUCAAAGAGAACAUAAGUGACGUGUGGCACUGACAGAAUUGUGCCUGAAGAAUGAACCAGGGUUUGUAAGCAUUCCUUCAUAGGAGCUGAGCAAAUGAUAACUUGAAUAUAUUGUUUUCGCUGUUUCUCUCUUUGAUGUCCAAGCCGUUUAUGCAAUGCCUUUGCCAGCUGUAUCAAGGUCUUAGUCAUGCAAAUACUCUGUAUUCUUUGUACAGAAAAAAAUUUUGAUUUUAUUUUUGAUUAUUUUUGUAAGACUGACGUGAACCUCACAAUAGACUUCAAAGAGAAGUAAACAUUUCUGCUCUGUAUAUUGUAAUCCUUUUUUUUUAAUAUAUAAAAAAAAAUGGAAAUAAUUUAUUCAGUAAUUCUGCUUUUCAGUGCUUGAUAUUUUCAAAUGUACAUAGCAUUUAAAUGAAAGCAUUCUGUAUUUUCCUGUCUAAGCAAUUGCAGUGAAACAUAAACAACAAUUUCAAUACAUUUC
This is a messenger RNA of Neoarius graeffei (lesser salmon catfish), 2416 nucleotides long. RefSeq names its product zinc finger DHHC-type palmitoyltransferase 6 (gene zdhhc6). The transcript has 11 exons. Gene Ontology annotation, cellular component: Golgi apparatus. The record is from RefSeq and is a predicted model, not a curated record. The coding region runs from base 368 to 1609 and encodes 413 amino acids. Gene Ontology annotation, biological process: protein palmitoylation. Gene Ontology annotation, molecular function: palmitoyltransferase activity. NCBI's taxonomy places the organism in Eukaryota, Metazoa, Chordata, Actinopteri, Siluriformes, Ariidae.